ACAGGUCCCUCCCUUUCUGCUCUUUCCACUUUUGACCUCCCCACACCCAACUGGCUCCCUCUCAGUUAUUGUCCGGCAACAGUGAGGCACCAGGAAUUUUCUCAGAUCCAUGAUCAAAAGGAAAUGUUGCCUGUGAGGGCACCAGCAAAAAGAACAGGAAUUAAAGCCAAAAAUGUGAAGGAAAUCUUACCCCUGAUGAUACUAAUGGUGAUUGUCUACUUGAUGCUUCUGUUCUGGGAAAACGAACUGAAUGAAGAUGAUGUGGGAUCAUCUAUAGAGUACUUGAAUGUGGACUACCCUCAGAGUGCCAUUCCUGUGAGGUACUGUAACCACAUGGUCCUGCGAAGAAUCAUCAGGGAACCUGACCACACAUGCAAAAAGGAGCAUGUCUUCAUCCACGAGAGACCUCAAAAACUCAAUAAUAUUUGCACUAUUGCUAACAAGGUGACUUGCCAAAACCACUCCACCAUUUUAUGCUACCAGAGCAAGAUAAUGUUCAAAAUGACAGUCUGUCAACUAAUUGAUGGCACCAAAUAUCCUGCCUGCAGGUACCGAAUUGCACCCCCCACAGAGGGGUUUGUUCUUGUCACUUGUGAUGAGUUGGGGCCAGUUAAUUUCCAGGGAUAUGUUAUAUAACUUGAGAUCAAUCCCUGAGUCUGCAAUCCUCCCUGGUCCUCUCUUAGCAGCUCCUGGCCAGGCUGUCCCUGAGACAGACCUGAACUGUGGAUAUAGGCAAAACCUUGAGUGAUAUAAAUAGCCAUUGGUAUUUAAUUUGUCCUUCCAAUAUUGCUGAGUUGGAAUCAUUUUAUUCUGUAUCAAUAAAAGAAAUCUUCACUGAA
Sciurus carolinensis (gray squirrel) is the source of this 839-nucleotide messenger RNA. RefSeq names its product ribonuclease A family member 12 (inactive) (gene Rnase12). The record is from RefSeq and is a predicted model, not a curated record. The coding region runs from base 124 to 636 and encodes 170 amino acids. The transcript is spliced from 2 exons. Gene Ontology annotation, molecular function: nucleic acid binding. Lineage: Eukaryota; Metazoa; Chordata; Mammalia; Rodentia; Sciuridae.